Messenger RNA from Oenanthe melanoleuca, 3185 nucleotides. It is a transcript of the gene B3GNT2, whose product is annotated as UDP-GlcNAc:betaGal beta-1,3-N-acetylglucosaminyltransferase 2. Lineage: Eukaryota; Metazoa; Chordata; Aves; Passeriformes; Muscicapidae. The transcript has 3 exons. The record is from RefSeq and is a predicted model, not a curated record. Bases 680 to 1873 code for a protein of 397 amino acids. Gene Ontology annotation, cellular component: membrane. Gene Ontology annotation, molecular function: hexosyltransferase activity.
GGCACAAAUCCCCUUCUGGACACAGCCUCAUCAGCGCCUUGCAGGGUGCUCCACAACAGCCCAGGGACGUCUGGCUAGGAAUUGUAGGCUCAUCAACCUACCAAGUAAGCAAACAACAACAACAAAAGAGGUUACUAAUGGAUGAGUCAUGCAUGAUUUAGUACCAGCACUGGAAGGCGAAUUCCCAAAAUCGGAAAUUCUCACGAACUUCUUUACUAAGGGAAGCCUUGACAAUCUAAAGGACCCCUGUGCUUCUCCCUCCCGCACUCACUAACCAAAGCUUUGAAGAUUUACACGGAAAGCUGAGCCACCUACAAAAGAAUGUUUAUUUCGAAGAAGAAACAUUAAAAAGUGAUGUGGCACGGCAUUCCUCGGCAGGGCUGAGGGGUUUUCCUCUCUCGCCUGGCGCCGCGCGGAAAAAAACCGAGGGAAAAGCGUCCUGAGGGAAUGGCCGGCGACCCGCGGACGGACAGACGGACACAGCACACCAGAGCUGGCACAGGAGCCACCCGGGGCCGCCCCGGCAGGAGGGUGCCCGCUGUGGGGCCGAGUCCACAGGCAGGGAUUGAAGGGAGCAGCACCCGGCCCGGCUGGAAGGCGAACAGCGGCAACGCAGCGCCGUCCGCCCCCUUCCCCUGGCUCCUCCAAUAACACAAACACCUUUCCUGAGAUAUGAGAAAUGAGUGUUGGACGCAGAAGAUUAAAGCUGCUGGGAAUUCUGAUGAUGGUAAACAUUUUUAUUUAUGUGAUUGUGGAAGUCUCGAAGAGCGGCAGCCAAGACAAGAAUGCAAAAGGCCGUGUUGUUAUACCACGUAGCAAAUUCUGGAGGAAAUACACUCCUCACAAAGCUUAUUGGAACAAACAGCAACAGAAGCUUGAGCUGCUGUACAACCCUAUUCUGUCCUUGCUUUCCAAUAUGACUGUGGAAGAGAACUUAGUUUCUAACCUGAGUGCUCUCAGUUCCUGUGACCCUGACCCCUUGGUGCACUCAGAGGUUAGUGACUUCGCAAACUUGCCAGACAGAUUCAAAGACUUCCUUCUCUAUUUGAGGUGUAGAAAUUACUCAUUGAUAAUGGAUCAGCCAAAUAAGUGUGAACAGAAACCUUUCCUGCUGCUGGCUAUUAAGUCACUUAUACCCCAUUUUGAUAGAAGACAAGCAAUUAGGGAAUCCUGGGGCAAGGAAAUAAAAUCAGGGGAUGUGAUAGUCAGAAGGGUCUUCUUACUUGGGCAGACCCCACCAGAGGAUAAUUUUCCUGACCUUUCACACAUGAUUAAAUUUGAGAGUGACACCCACCAAGACAUUCUCCUCUGGAACUACAGAGACACUUUCUUCAAUCUGACUCUGAAAGAGGUGCUGUUUCUGAAGUGGGUCAGCAGCAGCUGCGCAAACGCCCAGUUUAUUUUUAAGGGUGAUGAUGAUGUUUUUGUGAAUACCAAUCAGAUCCUGGAUUACUUGAAGAGUUUAUCAAAGGAAAAAGCCAAAGACUUAUUUAUAGGUGAUGUGAUCAAAGAUGCUGGACCUCACAGAGAGAAAAAAUUGAAGUACUACAUCCCAGAAAGUGUUUAUGAAGGUUCGUAUCCCCCGUACGCAGGAGGCGGCGGGUUCCUGUACUCUGGUGAUCUGGCACUAAGACUGAAUAAUGCAUCUGACCAGGUACUCCUCUACCCUAUUGAUGAUGUUUAUACUGGAAUGUGCCUUCAGAAGCUUGGGCUUGCUCCAGAAAAACACAAAGGCUUCAAAACAUUUGAUAUCGAAGAGAAAUACAGAAAUAACAUCUGUUCCUACACAAACUUAAUGUUAGUGCAUAGUAGAAAACCUCAAGAAAUGAUUAGGAUUUGGACACGCUUGCAAGAUCCACACUUAAAUUGUUAAAGUAAUGUGCAUAAGUGUCUUAAGUCCAAAAACCUUUGCAAGUUUGAAUCACUGAAGCUCUGUUUAAUAGUUGAAUUUUUGCUGUAAACUUUUUCCUGUACUUCUGAAAAUGAGAGUAAUACUAAAAUUUGAAGGGGUGGCUUGAAGACUUGGUCCUGACUUUUCCACUGUCCUGGUGGUCAUUAUGUUUCAAUAUUGGUCUUAAUUUUAAAAAAGACUUUGAGGCUAUAACUAGCUGUCAGUGACUGAUUAGCUGUACUGGAAACAGGGAUUGCCUAUCACAAUGCAUCUUUCAUCAAUUGUGGUGGUGGAAGAUCAUUUUCCCUUUAGUAAUGUUUGUGUCUAGAAACCACUGUAAAUUGAAAAUACACAAUUUGGGGGAAUGUAUUACUUUUAGGUAUGAUACACUUAAAAGACUUUGAAUUUUGAUUUUUUUUUUUUUUUUAAUUAUUAUAUUUUAAAUUUAGGAUUUUCAGUUGUUUUGCACCCUGGAACGGUGUAUUUUUCCUUUACUUACGAUCCAUUGUGCAAAGUGUACCUGUGUCUGAAGGAUUUACCCUUUUAUUAGAUGAAGCUUUUUUUUGUUUUGUUUGGUUUGUUUGGUUUGGUUUGGUUUUUUUUUUUUUUUUUGGUGUUUUGUUUUUUUUUUUGUUUGUUUGUUUUGUUUUUAAAUGAAAAAGGAUAAUUCUGCUUGAAAUGCCCCCUGAGAGCUCAAUGUGUAAGGAAAAAGGUGAGGUUUUUUUGGGGCUGGGUAGACAGCCCCUGCCUCAAGCUUACAUACUGAAGCUGACUUCUGCUCCCGUUACUUGUGUGGAAAGCCACUCUGGUCCAUCCUUGCUUUCUAUUCAGGCACUAAAUGUGAUCAGGUAGUUUGAUUUGAUGGAAAUGACUGAAAUUGCACAUUGCUUCUUGAGAGCGUGGUUUGGGUCUCCUGUAAAGCGGUGGCGAAUCCGGAAUUGUGCAGAUCCAGAGUUUCGAAUUCCCAACCAAACUUUGAAGUUUGCAUGAAGCCUCAUGUAGAGUUACAUGUGUCCUUGAAACUCAGAUCUUCUCUAUUUCCACAUCUUGCUUAUAAGAAUUACUCUAAAUAGUGGUCGCUUUCUUUGUAUAUGUAGAAGUGCCUGUCUAUUUAUUGUUCAGAUUGAAGACCAAAACAUUUUCUUAAAUAUAUUUUGUGUAACAUUUUAUUUGUAUAGUGUCGUCACUCGGAUAUUUAAAUAGAGCAUGAUAUUUUAAAUCUGAGAUGUGUAACGUGGUAAAUAAAGCUAAAUGUUAUUUUUGAAUUUGAAAAAUAAAAUGUGAUUUAAAUAUU